AUGGUUAGGAAUGUUGUCUGCUGCCGUAUUUCAAAUGCUUGCUAAUGCCCAUUUUGAAACACUCCAUAAAGUCGGAGCCAUAAAAAAGCGAAAAAAAUUCUCAAGAACACGAUUUUUACUAGGGCGCGAUUUUUUAUUUCGAACUCGCAAGUUCAACCGAAAAAAAUCACAAACUGUCACUACUUUCUUUUAACAGGCUUCAGCCAAGAUAUUUCUUCCAAACGAAUAAGUAGCCGAAGAGCAGGAGCAAUGACAGCUGGGCAAACGGUUUUGCAGAUGCCAUCAGCCUCAACAGGUUUAACUGCCAAGCUUCAUCCAACAGUUCUGUUUAACAUUUGUGAUUCAUAUGUUCGCCGGAACGACCAGGCGGAGCGCGUUAUUGGCACUCUUUUGGGCUCUGUUUCUUCCGAUGGAACUGUUGAUAUUCGCAAUUCAUACUGCGUCCCUCACAAUGAAUCUUCCGACCAGGUUGCAGUGGAUAUUGAUUACCAUCGUAAUAUGUAUGAGUUGCAUCAGCGAGUGAAUCCAAAAGAAGUUAUUGUUGGAUGGUAUUCUACAGGUUCAGGAGUAAGUGGUAGCAGUGCUUUGAUUCAGGAUUUCUAUGCAAGGGAAGUGACAAAUCCAGUCCAUUUGACUGUGGAUACAAGAUUUGAAAACAUUGAAGCUAGCAUCAGAGCCUACGUUUCAACCAUUUUAUCUCUUGGAGACCGACAGCUAGCAGCACAAUUUCAUGAAAUUCCUCUGGAUCUUCGAAUGGUUGAAGCUGAACGAGUUGGGUUUGAUGUGUUGAAGAAAACAAUUGUGGACAAGCUUCCAAAUGAUCUAGAAGGGCUGGAGGCUACCAUGGAGAGGUUGCUUGCUCUAAUAGAGGAUGUCUUCAAGUAUGUUGAUGAUGUAGUGCGAGGUCAAAUUGCUCCUGAAAAUAAUGUUGGGAGAUAUCUUAUGGACACAAUGGCUGCUAUACCAAAGAUGUCAUCAGAUGCAUUUGACAAACUAUUUAAUGACAGCAUACAGGAUCUGCUUCUAGUGAUCUACUUAGCUGGCCUCACAAAAUCCCAACUCACUCUUGCAGAGAAACUGAACACAGCUGCACAGAUACUAUGAUGAUUUAAACAGAAUAUGUUGAACCUUACUCUUUUAAACAUUAUUACAUCCAUGCAAUGUGAAUCGGGAUCACAAACUGAUCAUAUGAGAUGACCAAAUAGGCCAGGUUUGGCUUUUAUGGGCUUGGAGGAGUGCAUUUUGUGAGAGUUUUGCCACAAUUUAUAUGGAGCAUGUUUUGAUUUCUCGGAGGGAAAAUAAUCAAUUUUUUUCAUUCAUGUAGAGGGUUAAAUUCAUUUAAUUCUCAGUUAUCUCAAACACAGGUAACCGGCUCAUCUGCAUGCUAUUUGUAUCAUAGUUACAAAUAGUGAAUAUUGGAUAUGAUAAAUUGUUGAGCAUCACUGAUGCCUGCUGUGAGGCUUUUGUUAUAACACUCUCAUCCAUCCAAAUCCAUAGUUUAAUGACUAUACCCUAUUAAACCUUUUAGGCAGUGAUUGUGCUUUUAGUUGAAGUUAUGCAAACGAUAGUGUUCGUUUAAAGUUUGAUGGGAAACUUUCUAGCUGUGGUAAGAUGCUAUUUCCAGACAUACUAAAUUGACAUAAUGGUGAUUUGAGA
Molecule: messenger RNA, 1656 nt
Organism: Cryptomeria japonica (Japanese cedar)
Lineage: Eukaryota; Viridiplantae; Streptophyta; Pinopsida; Cupressales; Cupressaceae
Product: eukaryotic translation initiation factor 3 subunit F
Exons: 7
Coding region: 250-1104 (284 amino acids)
Biological process (GO): translational initiation
Cellular component (GO): eukaryotic translation initiation factor 3 complex, eIF3m
Molecular function (GO): translation initiation factor binding; metallopeptidase activity; translation initiation factor activity
Source: RefSeq, a predicted model, not a curated record